This is a messenger RNA of Periophthalmus magnuspinnatus, 3557 nucleotides long. It is a transcript of the gene enpp2, whose product is annotated as ectonucleotide pyrophosphatase/phosphodiesterase 2. Bases 169 to 2892 code for a protein of 907 amino acids. Gene Ontology annotation, molecular function: polysaccharide binding; zinc ion binding; alkylglycerophosphoethanolamine phosphodiesterase activity. NCBI's taxonomy places the organism in Eukaryota, Metazoa, Chordata, Actinopteri, Gobiiformes, Gobiidae. Gene Ontology annotation, biological process: immune response; phosphatidylcholine catabolic process. The transcript is spliced from 25 exons. The record is from RefSeq and is a predicted model, not a curated record.
AAAUCCCUCCUCCGAGCCAACACCAAUAAGAAUGCCGUGCGCUUUUCGAAGUCGCCUCCCCCUGUGCUCUGUCGUACCUCCGCAGCGGUGGUCCCCCCUCUGUCCCAGUCAGCAUCACUCACUCUCGGACCUAUAGCACCGGAAUCCGCACAGAACCGACCCGGGACUAUGUUGCUACAAAAACUGCUCUUAUGGAUCCUUUCUUUCGUUUGCGGCUCUGAAGUUACUUUGGGAUUUGUGUAUGACCGGCCAAGACGCUCAGGAGAGGAUUCAUCUCGGGCUGACUCGCGGACAUCUCCCUACAACCCCUCCUCUGGCUCCUGUAAGAAUCGCUGUUUUGAGCUGGUGGAGUUGGACCCUCCGAACUGUCGCUGUGAUAACCUCUGUAAGACCUACCACAGCUGCUGCUCUGAUUUCGACCAGCUCUGCCUCAGAACAGAGGGAGGAUAUGAGUGCAGUAAAGACCGCUGUGGAGAGACGCGGAAUGAACAACAUGCCUGCCACUGCUCUGAUGACUGCUUAGCCAAAGGAGACUGCUGUACCAACUAUAAGGCACUGUGCAGAGGAGACACAUUGUGGCUGCAAGAUGACUGUGAGGAGAUUAAAAGUCCUGAAUGUCCAGCUGGGUUUAUGCGUCCUCCGCUCAUUAUGCUGUCAAUGGAUGGAUUCAGAGCGUCAUACAUGAAGAGAGGGAGCGCUGUCAUACCCAAUAUUGAGAAACUGAGGACUUGUGGAACACAUGCCCCUUACAUGAGACCAGUUUACCCGACCAAAACCUUCCCAAACCUGUACUCCCUAGCCACUGGCCUGUAUCCAGAGUCCCACGGUAUAGUUGGUAACUCCAUGUACGACCCUGUGUUUGAUGCCACUUUCAAUCUGAGGAGCCGAGAGAAGCUGAAUCAUCGCUGGUGGGGAGGGCAGCCUAUCUGGAUAACGGCGCUGAAGCAGGGAGUCAAGGCCGCCAGCUUCUUCUGGCCAGUGGGCAUCCCACUGGAGAGGAGGAUUCUGACCAUGCUGCAGUGGCUCCACCUCUCUGAUGGGGAAAGGCCGUAUGUUUAUGCUAUGCACUCGGAGCAACCUGACACAUAUGGACACAAAAUGGGACCAUUGAGUGCUGAUUUGAGUAACCCACUGAGAAUGAUUGACCGAAUCGUGGGUCAGCUCAUGAAUGGACUGAAACAGAUGAAACUGCAUCGUUGUGUAAACAUCAUCCUGGUGGGAGACCAUGGUAUGGAGGAAGCCCACUGUGAGCGUACAGAGUUCCUCAGUAACUACAUGAGUCACGUGGAUGACAUUAUCCUCAUCCCGGGGUCUUUGGGCCGGAUACGCUCCCGACAUCCCAACAACAUCAAGUAUGACCCCAAGGCAAUUGUUGCUAAUCUGACCUGUAAGAAGGCAGAGCAGCACUUUAAACCUUACUUAAAGCAGCACCUGCCUAAGAGACUGCACUACGCCAACAACCGGCGCAUAGAAGACAUUCAUCUGCUGGUGGACAGGAAGUGGCAUGUGGCCAGGAGGGCCCCUGAAGUGAAGCGGCACUGUGGUUUCUACGGUGAUCAUGGAUAUGACAACAAGAUUAAUAGUAUGCAGACCAUUUUCUUGGGAUAUGGACCCACAUUUAAAUUCAGAACUAAAGUCCCAGUUUUUGAAAAUAUUGAACUUUACAACGUCAUGUGUGAUCUACUGGGACUAAAGCCUGCCCCAAACAAUGGCACCCACGGGAGCCUGAACCACCUGCUGCGUAGCCCCUCAUUUAGGCCCCUGGUCCCGGAGGAGGUGUCCCGGCCCACUGCCUCUGGUCUGGUUCUGGGUGGGACAGAUGACUUGGGCUGCAACUGCGAUGAAAAGGUCAGCCCUGAAGACCUGCCGCCCGGGGAGCACCUGUCCCAUACACAUACACUAGUUUCUGCUAAUGCUCAUGAGGACAUUAUAGAGAAACUAAAGUUGCGUGUAAAAAGUAGAGGCCAGAGAGGUUUGAAAGUGACCCUUGUACGAGGCUAUAACCUGGAGUCACUCUGGCUCUGUCUCUUACAGAACAAAGUGGAGGAGCUAAACCAACGCCUGCGGCAAGCUAUGGAUGACAGCAGAAACCUUCCCUUUGGACGCCCUGCAGUUCUGUAUCGAACCAAGUACUCCAUCCUUCAUCACAGUGACUACAUCAGCGGAUACAACGAGUUCUUGUCUAUGCCUCUGUGGACUUCAUACACUGUUAGCAAACAGGUAGAGCUAUAUCCACUCCCUGAUGCCUUAUCCAACUGUGUGCGGCCUGAUACAAGGGUCCCUCCGGCCUACAGCCAGUCCUGCACUAACUACAGAGCAGACAAGCAGAUCACAUAUGCCUUUGUCUACCCACCACAAUUAUCUUUGCACAUGGAGAAAAAAUAUGAUGCGGUCCUCAUCACUAAUACUGUACCAAUGUAUCCUGCCUUUAAAAGAAUAUGGAGUUACUUCCAGAGAGCACUAGUGAAGAAGUUUGCCAAUGAGAAAAAUGGUGUCAAUGUUCUCAUUGGCCCAAUAUUUGACUAUGACUUUGAUGGGGUCAGGGACUCAACCGAAAGAAUUAAAGAGUUUAUGACUGGAACAAUCCCAGUGCCCACACAUUACUUCAUCGUUCUGACCAGCUGUCUGGACUUCACUCAGCCUGCAGACUCCUGCACUGGUCCACUGAGCAGUGCUGCAUUCAUCCUGCCACACAGGCCUAACAACGAUGAGGCCUGCAAUAGCUCAGAGGAGGAGUCCCGGUGGGUAGAGGAGCUGAUGAAGAUGCACACAGCUCGGGUUAGAGACGUGGAGCUCCUCACUGGUCUGGACUUGUACCGACGAACUAACCGACCAUACACUGAAAUUCUGUCCCUCAAGACUUACAUGCACACAUAUGAGAGUGAGAUCUAGACCAGUCAUGUCUUUUGUCUUUACCGUGGUGGAUUUAUGUGGUACUAAAGAGGUGGUUUCAUCUCCAACACACUGACUUUGCGUUUGCCCAACUGGGAACUUGAAUUGUGACGUGUUUUUCUUGGAUACAACUUUAAAGACCACUAAACUACAGCAUCACCCACUUUACAUAGUACUGUCCAUAAUUUGUUUAUGAUCAUGAUCAUUGCACUCAUUUUGUUAUAUCUUUGUUAAGUUUUCUAAAUAACAACAUUUGAGCCUCUAUCUGCACAUAAAUGAAUACAUUGUUGCUCCAAAAAGGCUUUGUACAUAAAAAAUGGAUAUAGAAAGAAUACCUGAUAACUAUUUUUAUACUUUAUACUUACAUGGGCUGUACUGUAAAUAUCAGAGGUGCUUGUACUCGGUGCUUGUACAUUGUUUUAUUUCAUCUUUCAACAUGUGAAGUUUUUCAAGCUAAAAAAUACAAUUGAAUAUUUCUACCUAUCCUUUUAUUCUCAUAGUAGCUUACAUACAUGGUAAUGACAAUUGAAAUUGCACUAAAAGGUAAUGACAUCAUAUCAUUUUGUUUGCCAUUGUUAUAUUACCCACUACCAGUGAGUCAGUAUGUUCAAUGUAUACAAUAAUAUUGUAAAUGAGUGUGUCUGUGAAUGAGUGACGUUUUGAGA